ACUCAGUAGUAGAAGAAGAAACUGAGCUGAGGCGGAAGUUAGAUGAAUGAUGUUUUCUUUCCUGAUUUGAUGUUUUUUCUCUUAUUUCUUUGAGUUUUUCGUCACUUUUUGAGUUUAUUCACAUUUAAAGUUUUAUUUGAARAUAAUUCUGUCGCUUCGAACCGUUUAGUUUCUUAUUUCUUAGCUGAACGAUGCAGAAGCGGGAAAUUUGAAAAAGAAAAACCAGUUUAAUUAACACCAGGACAAACCCGUGGGUUCUGUUAUGUUCCAUGAUCCGGAUCUCGGUCCGGAUCUGUCAUCCUGCAGCUCAAGCACCGGGGAGGUUUUAACCCGCUCCACUCGUGUUCUGGUUCCGAACCACAGAGACGGAACCCASCCGGUCCACAUCACGGUUCAGAGACUGCGGGACCCUCUCCGGCUUCACCGGACCGAGCAGAACCAGACGCGGCAGACGAGAGCCGAACCGAAACCAGACGACGUGGAUCCGGAUCGGGGAGCAGCGGGUUCCCAGCCGGACCGGAACCGGUCUGUCCGAACCACCGGCCGUGGAGGUGAGGAGCUGCUGACGUCGUGCUUCACCACGGGACAGAGACCAGCUGUCCUCCAGGCUCUGAGACAACGAGUCCAAACCGGGCUCCAGAAAAACAGCGGUCACAGCGCCCCCUGCAGGAGGGAGGUCCGAGUCCAGCUGCUGGAUCCACACCUGGUCCAGACCACUGCAGGACCUCAGGACACUCUGAGGGAUCAGGGUCCAGGCAGCGUGUCUGCAGCUCGGACUGAACCGGACCCGUUGUCGGGUCGCCCGGGGGACGCCAGCAGCACGGUGGCUGUAGCAGCUGCUGCCGCCGCUGUAGCAGCUGCUGCCGCUCCUCUCGUGAAGGCGCAGUCCGACAUCGAGGCGCGGGUGUCCCAGCUGGCUGAGGGUGUACAGAGGCUGCUGCACACUAACAGGGAUCCUGAGGGGCGGAGCCUCAGCCAGCAGACACUGCAGCAGCUGGAGACGCUGCAGAAACAGCAGCUCCAGCUGCAGAGCCAGCUGCUGGAGUCCGCAGUCAGGAUAGUGACAGGCCACGCCCCCGUGAAGUCAGACCCCAGAGCUGCAGAGAAGACUCGGAACCACAGCUCUUCUGCUGCUGUCCCUGUUACCAUGGAAACAGGCGGCCCUGACCCCAGGUCAGACCGGACCAGGUGAGUCCUCCGGACCGGGUCUCAUCGACCGUUUUCUGUUUUAUUUGGUACCAAAACAGAGGAAGCUCAGUUCUCUCAGUGUGUGUGUGUGUGUGUGUGUGU
This is a messenger RNA of Austrofundulus limnaeus, 1290 nucleotides long. Its product is annotated as protein TALPID3. Gene Ontology annotation, cellular component: ciliary basal body; centriole. Lineage: Eukaryota; Metazoa; Chordata; Actinopteri; Cyprinodontiformes; Rivulidae. The coding region runs from base 263 to 1192 and encodes 309 amino acids. The transcript has 7 exons. Gene Ontology annotation, biological process: smoothened signaling pathway. The record is from RefSeq and is a predicted model, not a curated record.